GUGGGGCAGGUACGCUGCUCGUGCGGAUUAAAGUACACUUUUUAUUUACGUUUAGAAAAUCGUGUUAGUGUGUCAAACUUAUUAGGAUAUUAGUUUAUCUGUAUCGUGCGUUGUUAAUAUAGUGUCGUUAAUAAGCGUAAUGUGUUGAUCAUAGUGUCGAAAUUUUAAAUUUAGUUGUUUACGAUGGAUGCGAACUCAAAGUAUUACGAGGGCUGUGGGCAGGAAGGGCCGAUACGCUGCAUAUUUCUGUGUGAAUUCCACCCGACGGCCGGCCCUAAGAUAACAUGCCAAGUGCCAGAAAACUAUAUUUCGAAAGACAUUUUUGAUACGGUCAGCCACUACAUCAUUCCAAAAGUGCAACUGCAGCGUUGCACUUUGACAGUAACUCUCCUCGGAUCAAAAAUCCUGGGCUUUCCGGUGAGGAUAGACAACAAGAAAUAUGCCCGUAACGCCUUCUACUUCAACCUGUGCUUUGUGUGUGACGCCUGGGCCCGGACAGUACACCUGGAGCCCCUUGUCAAGAAGCUGACAGAAUAUCUUUUGUCGAUGGAGCUAGAAACGGAAUGGCUGUCAAAGCAGUCAGUAUCGGGCGAGGCGGGCGCGCUGGCGGCGCUGAUGCGCCAAGUGAUGCAGGACAUCAACAGCAAACGGAUGUGCACACUCACUGUGGGCACGACAACGACACACCUCACCGUCGUGAGGGUUAAUAGCGACCCAUCGCCCGUAAAGGACCAUCAGGUGCCCGUGUUCCUGUACAGCAGGCAAAGCUUCGUCGUGGACCAGUGGGACCUCACCACCAAUCAGAUCCUCCCGUACAUCGAUGGGUUCAACCACGUGUCCAAGAUCGCAGCUCUGACGGACGUGGAAAUCAGUCUUGUGCGCGCGUGUGUCCAGAACCUCGUCUACUACGGCGUGGUUACUCUAGUGCCCAUCUUCCAGUACUGUGCUGUAUACAGUGCGACGCCCAAGUUAAGACAGCUGACUAGGUGUGCAGGCCUACAGAGGCAGUGUGUAGAAUUUUGCGCGAGAUCAUCACGCCAACUUCCAAAAGUGUCGGAUCUUUUUCGCAUGUACGCUGGUAUGACGUACGGCAGCACCGUUCGAGACCUCUGCCGGCGCGUGCGGCCACAAGAACUGGCCGUGGACGAGCGGAGACUCGUGCUGUUUGGCGUGCUGGAGGGGCUCAUCCGGCGCGUCUACAAGUACCCAAUCACAAUGCACGACGACGCGUCAUCCCUGGCCAGCGAGCAUAGCCAACCCCUCGUCCGAACCUACAACGGUUUAGUCUGCCUCGAUGAGCUGUGUUGCCAGGGCGGGCUCACCGCCCAACAGCUAGAGGAACAAUUAGAAAGGGACACCAAUGUUGUGUUCAUUGUCAAGUGAUCUAUACAGCGGCUGUUUCUGAACUGUUUUAACAACAUGAGAGGCACAGAGUUGUGUUCACCGACAAGUGAUCUCAUAAGUGAGAAGGACUUGGACUAAUGUCCAAUGAAAAUGCCAGCGCUGAUUUGCCAGAUAUUUUCUAUUUAAAUACGUAUUGUAAACACGGGUGUAAAUGUAAAUAAAGGUUUAGGCUAUAACGAUGUUCUGAAAUGUUUUUCAACUAGGUAUAAAGCUUGAUUAAGCUAAGCUUUGCUUGGUAAAGUUCCAACAGGGACUAUAAUAUUAAAGAUUGUUGUAAUAAUCUGGCAACAUCUGUGACAAAUGCCCAGAGAACUUUUACUAUAACAAGACCGAACAUUUUUGACAAACCAUAUUGGAACCGUAUUUAGCUACAGUUAAGGUUGAUAUUGCUUUGCUACAAACAAACGGGACGAGCGAGAGGAUAGUCGAACGGAGUGUGUCCUUUUCUAACAAAAUGGCCAGGGUAAGUGUAACCUAUACACUUUUAUACAUAUAGUUUGUAAUUUUUCAUGUGAAAGAAGGGACACUCCGUUUAAGUCAUCUCUCACUCGGCCCGUUUUUAUAAGUCCCGUUUUUAAUAUAACUAAAAGGUCACCUAGAGGUGUCAGUAUGUAUCUCCUAAAAAUGUUACUCGAGUUGUAGUUUAUAACCGAAGAAAAUCCUUAGGUGUAUGGAAAGUGUAUAGAAAAAAAAAGCUGUGGACCCUUAAAGAAAUGUAAAUAAAUAUUAAAUAAUAAUGUAUAUAAUGAAUUAUUUGUUUAUCUGAUGUUUAUUCAAGUUUUCAGAGGUUUUCCACGAAACUGUUUAUAUAAUAAUAUACAUAAAGUUAUAUUUUUGAAUAUUACAUAUAACAUCGAAAUAUUUACUCUUUAAAUUUGUAUUUUAUACCUUACCUGUACAGUUCAAAAAUCUGCUCAAUCUUCUUAGCUAUAUAGAAUAUUUUUAAUGCAUAUAUAUAGCUAAAAGUACAUUAUAAUUGUUGUUCAUAAAGGUGCUACAUAACUUGUUAAGAUUUGUAUAAGUUAAAAACACAUGACGUCCCACCGAGUUUCUAUAUAAAUCUUUUAUUUCUAGAGCAUUUUUAAUACGACUAUAUGGUACAUAUAGAUGGUCAAGCAAAUCUUGUCAGUAGAAAGGGCGCGAAAUUCAAAUUUUCUAUAAGACGAUAUCCCUUCGCGCACAUUUUUAAAAUUUGCCGCUUUUUUCUACUUACAAGAUUUGCUCUACUAUAAUAAUUAUGUAAGUUUUGUACCUACUUUAAUGAUAGAAAUUGCCAAAUAUUUAGUGGGGUAGUUAUUUCAAUCAAAAUCAUUGUUGUAAAAUGCAGCUGGAGUGAGCGAAAGCUUAUGAGUUUGAAAAAAUAGUAUUUUAUACAAUCAUGAUAUAAUGGAGAGCUUUUCAGUCGAUUACCGUGUUACGGCUACGAAGCUUGCUGAGUGGCCUUAUUGGGUACGAGAUUGAAAAGCUUGAUUAUAUCACUAUUGUAUGUAAUACUUUUUCUACGAGUCAACAAAAAUAAUACUUACUAGUAGAAUCAUAUAGGUAAGCAAAACAAAAAUUUACGGCUAAGAUACGCGAGCUGCCACGAUACCUUCAUACUCGUACGCGCCCCGGCCGCCGGGGCCCGGCGCCCCCGGCGGGUUGGUCAACGACACCUUCUCGUAGCUCAUGAGGCCCUGGUACUUGCUCCUUGCUAAAUUCAAUUUUUAGACGGUUUUUUCUCCAUUUUGGCCACCGUAGCCUAUGGAGACAGACAAGCAACGCUUAGCGGUUUUCGUAGUCUAUGGACGUUGCUAUAUUAAGGGUGUCACAUGCGCGUUUCUGACUUAUGAAGCAAUUGUUUCUACCAUACAAACUAAAAUAAAUAAUUAAUUAGAGCUAUCGUUUUGUUUCGUCCUCUUGACCGCGGUGAGCUGUGAUUUCUGGUUAAUUUAAUUAUAGUUGACUAAACCGUUUCGAAAUGAAUAUUAUAGAUGAGUUGUGAGCCCAUACACGAAAAGUACCCAAUCUAAUUCAACCAUUACAGUAGACGAGUAGGAAAAAAAAUUAUUUAAAUAAUUUGUUGUAUUUCUUUUUAGGUUAUCCUUUAAAUAAAAGUUAAUACGUAACAUGAUUUUUAAAUAAUCACAUUAAAAAGGGUUUGCUCUACUUUUUGCUGGGUGUUCAUUUGACCCAUACAAAAGAUGGUAACAAAGAGUAUAAUUCUUAUAAUAACAAACGAAACCGUCAACGACCUCUUUACGAGAGUAGGCCAAAGCUAGUGGCGCCAUCUGAUCGAGAAUCAAAUUUUCGUGAUUUUCGAGGCACGUUUUUUCCUUAGACUGUAUCCAUCUAUUACGGAGUUAUAUCUAUCUUUGAUGGUAGGUAUACUAGGUAUAUGAGGUGUACUAGUAUAAGCCGUCACACGUUCCUUCAAGCUGCAGCGCGUAUGCGUGGUCUCUGGUCUAGCUAGUCACACGAACGUCUACCGUUUUGUUUACAUUUCUCGACUAGUCAACGUUUAUUUGUGCCUUAUUUUUCUGUAUAUUAUCUUAAACAUUUUAAGUUACUUAUUAGGUAUUCGGAUUAUUGGACUAUCACGUGAAAAUAUAACGAGAC
Messenger RNA from Cydia strobilella, 4002 nucleotides. Its product is annotated as GATOR complex protein NPRL2-like. Gene Ontology annotation, cellular component: vacuolar membrane; GATOR1 complex. The record is from RefSeq and is a predicted model, not a curated record. Gene Ontology annotation, molecular function: GTPase activator activity. Gene Ontology annotation, biological process: cellular response to amino acid starvation; positive regulation of autophagy; negative regulation of TORC1 signaling. The transcript has 8 exons. NCBI's taxonomy places the organism in Eukaryota, Metazoa, Arthropoda, Insecta, Lepidoptera, Tortricidae. The coding region runs from base 184 to 1383 and encodes 399 amino acids.